GGCCAUCUGCUCUCGGUUAUUUUUGUGUUAGCCGCUUCCCCUUAAAUGUAUGUUCACAAAUGAGCCACAGCCUUAUCAGCUGGGGUCAAGGGAAGACGGGUAUAGGUGCUGCUCCUGAACUUGCUCUCUGAGCCAUGGCUUCCCACAGACACUCAGGUCCCUCCAGCCACAAGGUGGGCACCAUGGCUGAGAAGUUUGACUGCCACUACUGCAGGGACCCCCUGCAGGGGAAGAAGUACGUGCAGAAGGAUGGCCGCCACUGCUGCCUGAAGUGCUUUGACAAGUUCUGCGCCAACACCUGCGUGGAGUGCCGCAAGCCCAUCGGCGCGGACGCCAAGGAGGUGACCUAUAAGAACCGCUACUGGCACGAUACCUGCUUCCGCUGUGCCAAGUGCCUUCACCCCUUGGCCAGCGAGACCUUUGUGGCCAAGGACAACAAGAUCCUGUGCAACAAGUGCACCACUCGGGAGGACUCCCCCAAGUGCAAGGGCUGCUUCAAGCCGAUCGUGGCAGGAGAUCAAAACGUGGAGUACAAGGGGACCGUGUGGCACAAGGACUGCUUCACCUGCAGCAACUGCAAGCAAGUCAUCGGGACUGGAAGCUUCUUCCCUAAAGGGGAGGACUUCUACUGCGUGACUUGCCACGAGGCCAAAUUUGCCAAGCACUGCGUGAAGUGCAACAAGGCCAUCACAUCUGGAGGAAUCACUUACCAGGAUCAGCCCUGGCAUGCCGAGUGCUUUGUGUGUGUUACCUGCUCUAAGAAGCUGGCUGGGCAGCGUUUCACCGCUGUGGAGGACCAGUAUUACUGCGUGGAUUGCUACAAGAACUUUGUGGCCAAGAAGUGUGCUGGAUGCAAGAACCCCAUCACUGGGUUUGGUAAAGGCUCCAGUGUGGUGGCCUAUGAAGGACAAUCCUGGCACGACUACUGCUUCCACUGCAAAAAAUGCUCCGUGAAUCUGGCCAACAAGCGCUUUGUUUUCCACCAGGAGCAAGUGUAUUGCCCCGACUGUGCCAAAAAGCUGUAAAGUGACAGGGGCUCCUGUCCUGUAAAAUGGAAUUGAGUCUUGUUCUUUGUGUCCUCGCCCUCUGCCCUGCACCAUCCACAGGGAUAGAGUGGCCUUUCACCUCUUCAAAGUUGCUCCUUCUGUCUUUUCUCCCAUUUUACAGUAUCACUCAAAUAAGGGCGCACAGUGAUCAUAUUAGGAUUUAGCGAACAGCGACGUCGCAGCCAAGUUCAUUUCUCCAUAGCUGCAGUUAAAACCGAACACUUAGGUAGAUUGACUCUUCUGCAUGUUUAUCAUAGAGCAGAAAAGUGCUGACCAUUUAGCCGCUUAGUGAUGUAAGCAAGAAGCGUAAGAGAUGAAGCCCCCACUGAGAUGCCUCUCGUGGCUCAGCUGGGACCCCCCGUGUCGGCGGGACACGCAAGAGUUGCAGCGGCUGCUCCAACUCGGCUGCUCACCCUUUCCGUGAGCAGAAAGAGAACUUACUGAAAUGCAUGGUUUAACUUCCUCAUCAAACCUCCCUUCUGUUCUUUUGUGCUUUCAAAUGACUAAUCCGAAUUUCCAGAAAAGUAACAUUUGAACUUAGCUGUAAUUCUAAACUGACCUUUCCCCUACUAACACUUGAUUUCCCCGUGUGGCGUGUUUUCUGAGAGUUCCGACCUUCAAGCAUGGAACGUGCAGGUGAUUUGGGAAGUGUAGGCAGAUCUGAGAAAACGACCCUGUGUCAGAGGAACAUCGUCACAGCGAAUACUUCUGGAAGCUUAACAAAACUAACCCAGCUGUCCUUUUUCUUUUUUUUAAUUAGUAAUGUUUUUGUUUUAAUUAAUAGCAACGUAGUUUAUGGGUUUGGAGACUUGCAUGAAAAUAUUUUAUCCCCCCCCCAAACGUUCCUGCGGUUUUGAAGUUCAUCCUACAGAAGAAACCAUAAAACUCUAGAGGAGUAGCUGAGCAGGCACCAGGACUGUCAUUGACACGGGUAUGACAUCUCCCAACAGUGACGAGUUGACUCCCUUGUAACAUAGUAGUUGUCUGCUCUGUGUCCGUGUGUUGAGGAGGCCUGCUAAGUCCCUUCUCUCGUGAUUCUUAGGACUGUCCCUCAGGAGCUUAGCUGGAUCUCGGGGGGAGUAGGGAGGCCGCCGUCCUCAUAGGCAGAACCGGAUUUCCACGUAGUGCUCCCCUGGGAUCAGGAGCACCCACUUACUGUAUUCUGUCUCCAUUGUUAUAUGCCAUAGUAAACAUGUAAUGACAGUACAUAUUAACAUUCUCGUAGGAGUGGGUAGAGAAGCCGAUGCCUCAUUUCUACAGUUUGUCAUUAGCUAUCAUCAUCUAACUUUUCAGUGUAUCCAUACAGAAAUAAAGCAGCAUAAUCAAUAA
Molecule: messenger RNA, 2375 nt
Organism: Equus quagga
Lineage: Eukaryota; Metazoa; Chordata; Mammalia; Perissodactyla; Equidae
Gene: FHL1
Product: four and a half LIM domains 1
Exons: 6
Coding region: 135-1025 (296 amino acids)
Biological process (GO): muscle organ development
Molecular function (GO): transmembrane transporter binding
Source: RefSeq, a predicted model, not a curated record